This is a messenger RNA of Penicillium riverlandense, 1134 nucleotides long. RefSeq names its product choline/ethanolamine kinase. NCBI's taxonomy places the organism in Eukaryota, Fungi, Ascomycota, Eurotiomycetes, Eurotiales, Aspergillaceae. The record is from RefSeq and is a predicted model, not a curated record. Gene Ontology annotation, cellular component: cytoplasm. Bases 1 to 1134 code for a protein of 377 amino acids. The transcript has a single exon. Gene Ontology annotation, molecular function: ethanolamine kinase activity; choline kinase activity. Gene Ontology annotation, biological process: phosphatidylcholine biosynthetic process; phosphatidylethanolamine biosynthetic process.
AUGGUACCCUGCAUAAAUGUUCCUGUGGCUAUUCCGAAAGAUGGCUCACCAACAAAGGCUAUGAUUAAAGAUAUUGUGGGCACGUUUUUCAUCAACGAGUGGCCACAUGUGGAUCCAGAAACGCUCAUUGUGAAAUACAAUACUGGAUACGCAAACACGAACUGUAUAGUGGAACGGCCAAAGCCAAAGGAUAACACACAUUCAGAACCUCUCAAGGUGUUCUUCAAGGUCCACGGCGAACUGGACGGAGAAAUUGAGGUGUUCAAGCACUUGGUUCCCAAUAAACCCGAAGAGGCCCAACUAUGCUAUGACUACGGUCAAUCAGGUCUUGGUGCCAAGGUCUAUGGUUUCUUUCAGACACAGGAUGGCGCUUUCGGAAGGAUCGACGAGUUCUUGGAUGCACGCAAUUUGGAGCCAGAAGAUGUGGAGGACGCAAAUAUCCGAGCCGAUGUUGCAAGAGGACAUGCCGUUUUUCACGCCAUGGCCACACAACGGAAGAAGAACCCGGUUCAGCCAUAUUACGAUGCAGUCACCAGCGAGCUUGCAAGAUAUCAUAAGAUGGAGAAGCUAAAAAGGCUAGCCAACGAAGGAGGCGUCAGUAUGGACGAUCUGGUUGAUUAUGACUUUGUGUCCAGGUUAAGACGAGUCACAGACAGGCUGGAAUCCAUUGGGGGAAAAAAGGGAUGGUGCAUCCACGAUGUUCAACUCAUGAAUGUGAUGGUGAAGAACAGCCCCAAGCAAGGAGAAAGCAAAAUUGUCCUCAUAGAUUUUGAGUUCGUCUUUCAGAAUUACCGAGGGUUCGACAUUGGUGGGCACUUUCUGCAAAAGAUGUUCAAGUGGUUUGAUGAGGAGAACAAAAUUGCCACCUGCCGACCUUACACAGAAGAGGAGAAGAGACAUUUUUGCGAGGAAUAUGCAAAGCAGUGGAACGAAACGACUGGUGACUCGGAUACAGGGGAGCAAGUUUUUAUGGAAUCGGAGCUGGGGGUCAUGCUGGCUAUCACGUUCGAAAUCCAUAACAUGCUUAAUUUUAUGGAUCAGGAUGAUGAUAAGGACCCGUUGAACAUCUUGGGUCUUAACAAGCUGUUUGAAGAGUUUGUCAGUCAGUAUAAAAAGCUUGGUCUAGGGAGCUAG